Messenger RNA from Darwinula stevensoni, 511 nucleotides. The record is from the annotation of a GenBank genome assembly. NCBI's taxonomy places the organism in Eukaryota, Metazoa, Arthropoda, Ostracoda, Podocopida, Darwinulidae.
AUGGAGGACGUUUCAAGCCUGAUUUUACCUGUGCUGGCAGACUCUAGUCAACAAGCGGUCAAUCUGAAUUCGAACGAGAUUGUAGAACUGACGGAAGAGAUAUUCAUGCCCAUCAUGCUACCAAUGGAAUAUGGACACCUCAGCGUACACGAUAAUCCGAUCGAGUGCGGUUGCAGCAUGGCCUGGGUGGUACUCGGCUCGUUCUUCUUGAAUCGAAUCGGCGGAGAGUGCAAGGACGGGAUGGCCUUCCAGGACCUGGAUCCGGAAAUCUUUCAGGAUCUCUGCGUGGAGAGGGAUCCUCCCGAAGAAGGAGAUUAUUCCACGUGGAUCGCUUCUCGUCCGAUCGGAAGCGUUUCGACGCGACGGAAGAUUGAGGCUGGAUCCCAGAAGAGGUUAUCCUCUUGAGUCCUGUAUCCAUAUUGAUGAACACGGAUAUAAUAUCUAAUGUCCGAUAUUCAUUCAAGAGAGAGGAAUAUCUUGUGGUCAAUAAAUUUUGGCUUACGAAAGGAAA